AUAUUAUCGUCAGGACAACCAGUCACGGUAAUGGAAGACCCCUGGAGAGCUAAUCGCUGCUAUCCAGCCCUGAACUCUUCAUGUACAAAGUUUGUCAGGUCACAGGCACUUUACAUCAUCAUGUACAUAUUUUUGUCUUCAAUAUCUGUGUCCACUGUUCUUCUAAAUUUGCUGGUGAUCAUCUCGAUUUCUCACUUCAAGCAGCUUCACACUCCAACCAACCUGCUGAUCCUCUCUCUUGCUGUGGCAGAUUUAUUGAUCGGACUGACUGUCAUGCCUGUGGAAGGGUCACGAUUAAUUGAAACAUGCUGGUAUUUUGGGGACACGCUGUGUAACAUAUUUCCGUUCAUUUAUUCAGUGGCUAUUGCAGGAUCUCUGUGGAGCCUUGUAUUAGUUUCCAUUGAUCGUUUCAUUGCCAUCAGUGAUCCUUUAAGGUACUCAUGGAAGGUCACACACAACAAAGUAGUUAUAAUUGUUGUUCUUAGCUGGUGUUUUUGUCUACUUUAUAUUUUCUUCUUUCUUUAUGACCACCUUACUGAAAUGGAGCCUCACAGGACAUGUCACGGAGAGUGUCUGUUCACAGUCAGUUUCUCAUGGAUUGUUGGUGAUGUUUUUGUGUCAUUCAUUGUGCCAUGUUCCACGGUUAUAAUUUUAAACAUGAAAAUAUUCUAUACAGCUAAGUAUCAUACAAAGGUGAUUAACUCUUUGUGUAUGUGUAUGAUCUCGCAAUGGCAGAGCUGA
Molecule: messenger RNA, 741 nt
Organism: Alosa sapidissima (American shad)
Lineage: Eukaryota; Metazoa; Chordata; Actinopteri; Clupeiformes; Clupeidae
Product: trace amine-associated receptor 13c-like
Exons: 1
Coding region: 31-741 (236 amino acids)
Biological process (GO): G protein-coupled receptor signaling pathway
Cellular component (GO): membrane
Molecular function (GO): trace-amine receptor activity
Source: RefSeq, a predicted model, not a curated record